UCUUGCACUUAUUAUUUCUUUCAGAAUACUGUUGGUACUGGGUAUUCCCCAGAGUCAAUUGACAUUGAUGAAGAACAGCUUGAUUUGUUUAUUGAUAACAUUAUCCACACAGCUGCAUCAAGCUUACAUGGUCUUGUCCUAAGGGUGACGAGCCCUGAGGGGACAGACAGAUAUUUUUCAAGUGAAACCACACAAUCUGGUGAUGCUUCUGAGAAUAGAUCUACUCCUGAAAAUGACAGCUCUACUUUGGAGAGCCAGCAACCAGAUAGCCCUAGAAAGCAUUUCCUAGAGAAAGCUGGGCAAACUUCUCAGAUUACAGACUCCAAUGACAUUAAAAUACUCCAAGGCAAUCACUUGGCAUCAAGUUCAAAGGAUGUUGCAAUUAAAGCGUUAAGCCCUGGUUCAACAGAGAAAGUUAUUUUGGAUUGCACUAAAUCUGAGCAAGGCUGUACUACUGAGGAAGACACUAGUAAAUGUACUGCAGAUGACAGCUUUACUUUGGACAGCCAGGAGAAAGAUAGCCCAACUGGGCAUACCUUGGAGUCAUCUGUGAAGCUUGCCCAAGUGCCCAUCGAGGACUUGAGCUCUGAUUCCUUCCUUGAUUCCUCCCUUGAUUCGUCCAAGGAUGAACAAGAGUGUCCAUCAUUACCUAAGGCUGGUAAUAAGAAAAAGAGAUUUGGCCGGUUCAAACAACACCGAAAGUCUUCAGCAGUUGCACCAGUGACAGAUGACAAACUGAAAGAAACGCAACCCCAUAAAGUGGCCUUUGAAGAUCAACCCCAUCUUACCAGUGACAUGAAUGUCAGCACUUUCAUCACAAAAAGUGAGCACUGUGAUGAGGUGGGAGAUAACAUUUUUCUGUUGAACACCAAGGAAGUACCUUUGGUAUCAAAAUUUUCCUCAGGGUCAAAAUCAAAGGCCCUUGCCAACAAUCUGUGCAUAAACGUAGAAAAGUACAUUAAAGACAAUCUUGCCACAGACAAGUUUACCAUAAUUAUCCAUGGAGGGGAUGAUGGAUCAAAGCUUGGCUCAAUUCAUUUGGCGAAGAAAUUCUACCACCUCCUGAAGGCAAGGUUCAGCAAAGAUCUGAAAAGUUGCAUCAUCUUAAGGGCCAAACUAACCCUGAAAUGUGUUUUCAAGCUUUCAAAGCUGUUUAUGCAGAAUGACAUGAAACGGAAGAUUUCUUUGGUAAAUGACAUUUGUGAACUUGUCUGGUUCCACAGCAUUCCAGACACUGUUUUGCGAUAUUGGUAUUAG
Molecule: messenger RNA, 1257 nt
Organism: Pocillopora damicornis (cauliflower coral)
Lineage: Eukaryota; Metazoa; Cnidaria; Anthozoa; Scleractinia; Pocilloporidae
Source: RefSeq, a predicted model, not a curated record